AUGUUAGGAUGGUCUCAGAAUUCUGCUAAAGAUAUUAAUUCGAACAAACAAGAUAUUCAUAAAAGGUGCUAUCAAAGUGAUAUAAGCACUUUAAUAGAUGAGAAAAAGGCUAUCAAAUAUAGAUUAGAACCUGCAAAAGAGCCUCAAAAUUCAA
This is a messenger RNA of Ambispora leptoticha, 154 nucleotides long. The record is from the annotation of a GenBank genome assembly. Lineage: Eukaryota; Fungi; Glomeromycota; Glomeromycetes; Archaeosporales; Ambisporaceae.